AUGUCCCGCCCCUGCCUCUCCGCACCACCCCCGCCCCAGUCUUCACCUGGACCGAGCCAGCUCCAGCAGCCUUGGCAAUGGCUAUGUAGUGCCGGUGGCGUUGGAACCCACGUAGGACGGGGGCAACUCCUGUGCGACUCAAGGCGACAAAGGGCUUUCUCGGUGUUCCCCGACAGGAGGAGAAAACACUCGCAGGGCAUAGCCCCAGACGGCCACGCACCCACCGGAGCUGGUGGCCAGGUGCCACCUCGGGGCAAAGGGGAGAGCCACCGCGAAGGCGCUGAGGGGCUCGGGGUUCGUGAGCGGGGACCCGUUCGGCCCCUUUUCGUAACAAAAAGCUCUCCUCUCGCCGUUUUCACAAACGCCCGCCGCACGCGGAGGCCGCUCCACAGGGCCGAGCCUCCCGCUCCGCCCGAGGCCGCCUUCCCGGCGGGAUCGGGCGCACUGGGCAUGCGGCGGGACAGGUCCAUUGCGGCGGGCGGGCGGGCGCCGCCGGAGAGCCGCAUGGAUGGAAGGCAGGAGCGCCCCGCCCAGUCCUCCCCUGCGGUUGGUAGCGGCCUGCUCGGAGCGGCGGCGGUGUCGGUGGAGCGGGGCGGCGGCGCUGGGCCGGGGCUGCCGGUGGCUCUGCCCGGCGCCAUGAGGCAUCUGCCGUACUUCUGCCGCGGGGAGGUGGUGAAGGGCUUCGGCAGGGGCUCCAAGGAGCUGGGCAUCCCCACUGCUAACUUUUCUGAGCAAGUGGUUGAAAGCUUUCCACCUGAUAUCUCUACUGGUAUAUACUAUGGAUGGGCCUGUGUUGGAAAUGGAGAUGUGCAUAAAAUGGUUUUGAGCAUAGGAUGGAACCCUUUCUAUGGGAAUACUAAGAAAUCAGUGGAAACACAUAUUAUCCACACCUUCAAGGAAGACUUUUAUGGAGAAGUUCUUAGUAUAGUCAUAGUUGGAUAUAUUCGACCGGAAAAAAACUUUGAUUCCUUAGAGGCGCUCAUUUCAGCAAUUCAGGAAGACAUUGAAGAAGCAAAAAGACAGCUAGAUUUACCAGAGCAUCUUAAACUCAAAGAAGAUAACUUCUUUCAUCUGCCAGAAGGCAAAAUAGGAAACAACCACUGAGAAAACCAAUACAGUUUUUUAUUUGUUUGUUUGAAGUUUUUUUUUAUUUUUCUGCCCUGUCAUGGAACCUUUACAUUUGCACUGCUUUCAUAGGUGCUUUUUUGUCAUAUAUCUGUUUGGUAACUGAGAUUGGAACCAAUCAUACAAGAUGAUUUCAGUUUUCUUUGGUUAAUUCAGCAUUAACCCAGUCAUGGAAAAACGACUGGAAGGCUGUAAUAGGUCCUUACUGUAUUCUAAAGUUACCAGUUGUUCAGAAAUUGGAGCACAUUCAGAACAUGACCAAAGUCAGCUGUAACCCUAGAGUAUGGAUAGUUCAGUUAAUGAAGAAUGUCUGAUUGUAACUCAGAGAAUAUUAUUCCAGCUUCUUUUCUGUUUUAUGUCAUUCUUGGAUCUGGAUUUUAGCUUAGGAAAUUUUGCUGUUGAUUGAGUUAGAAAUUUCCUGUGGUUAGAUAUGAUUUGGUAACAAUAACAAGAUUAAUUCUUUAUAGGUCUUAUUUUUUAUAUACUACAUUGCUGUCAUGGUUUAAGAUCUUGCUUUAAUUGAAAUAAUUUAAGUUAUUUGAAAUGGAGGAGAUCACUGUUGCUCAUUAUAUUACUGGAAUCUGAGCUAUACUUUUUCAUAGUUACUUGUACAUAUGACAACACAUGACCUGUGUAGUUUACUGCCAGGGAGGUGUUUCAUUUGAAUUCAGGAAAUGAAUGACAGUGUGAGAGUCAAUAAACUGUGGAAGUUCAGGGGCAAAAGAUGCAGAAACAAUAUAACAAGAUUUCUGCUCGUUGGGCCUUAAGGGAAAAUAGGUAGUGAGAGGCAAAUUUGUGUUUUAUAUGCUGCUGGUAUUAUGAGAAAAUGAGGAGAAUCUUGAGGUUUUUCACUGCACUGUCAAUAAAAGGUCUGACUUCAAGGUUGGCAUUAUUGUAAGGCACAGAAAAAUCUCAUUAAUGCUCUGCACUAAGUGCAGGUAAGAGCCAAAGUUUUGGCUGACCAAGUAGAUGAGUACACAAAUGAAAACCAUUGGGGAUUCAUUGCAUAAUAUAUCAACACUGUAGUGGAUAUUCGUUAUUUAUUACAAGUAGUUGCAGACAGUCCUACUCGUAAAUGCAGGAAUACAAGUGGGCAUUGGACUAGAUGAUCUUGGAAGGUCCAUUCCAACCCUAACUGUUCUGUGAUUCUGUGAUAGGUAAAUGGAGGGAAUACUGUCAGAACUGAUAGUAAUUUGGAAAAUAGUUCUCGAAGUAUGUAGUCUGUGAUGGCAAAUCUGCUCUUGUUUUCCUCUGAUAAAUUUUUUGUAUCCCCUGCUUGGUGAAUGGAAGCAGGUAAGCUGCAGUGACUGUCACGAUUAUAAUCUUUUGACAUCGGGAGUUAGAUAUACUUUCUUUUAAAGAAGAACAGAGAUGAUUUAGUGGACUUUUACUAUAUAAUGUAAUGGAAACUGUAUUUCCAAAAGGUCUGUAAAAGGAUUGUCUUACAAGGGUGAUAGUUGGAAUUUUUUACAUUUAAAUGGAGGCAUGAAGGGAGAACUAUUUUUUUUUUUUGCAAAGAAUUUAUGCAUUCUUCAGAUUGUAUUAGUGUUAAAAUCAUAUAUUUUACUACUUUUUUGAGAAUAAACAAAAGCCACCCUAGUAAACAAAGUGUGUUGUCAAGAAUAGAUUUUUGUUCAUGGUGGUACUGUAGUUAAACACUCAUAGCUGCCUUUAAAAUUGUUUUUUUGCCAGUAAUGUCACGUGUCAGUUGUGGAAACCUUGGUGCCUUAAGCUGGUUGUCUGAAUAAUACUCUUCUGUAUCUGCUGAUAAAUGCUACUAUCAAAAAUUCAAUUCACCAUUUGGUUAUAGAACUACUGUGCUGUGUACAGUGAACAGUGGCAAAGGGAAAACUUGAAAGACUUGGUUUGCUCUCAAAUCCUGGCUGAGGUGUGAUAUAGGAAUUCACUGAACUAAUAAACUGCUCUUUAUGUGUUUGUCUUCAAAUCAGAGAAAAUGUUAGUACUUUCAUUUGGCUGAGUAUACAUGUCUAUAUUAUUUAAGAGAAAAUGUUGUAUGUAAUUGCUUAAGCUCAAUGCCUAAUUUCUAGCACAGUAUAAAAUUUAUGAAGGGUUAUAUUUUUGUAUUACGUACAAAUAAUUGUAUUUAUUGUGGUUGAUGUUGCUGCACUGUACCAAUAACUAAAGGAACUGUAAUUGACAAAAUUA
Myiozetetes cayanensis is the source of this 3291-nucleotide messenger RNA. RefSeq names its product riboflavin kinase (gene RFK). Gene Ontology annotation, biological process: riboflavin biosynthetic process; FMN biosynthetic process. The record is from RefSeq and is a predicted model, not a curated record. Gene Ontology annotation, molecular function: riboflavin kinase activity. Gene Ontology annotation, cellular component: mitochondrion. The coding region runs from base 1 to 1104 and encodes 367 amino acids. The transcript is spliced from 6 exons. NCBI's taxonomy places the organism in Eukaryota, Metazoa, Chordata, Aves, Passeriformes, Tyrannidae.